Messenger RNA from Piliocolobus tephrosceles (Ugandan red Colobus), 882 nucleotides. RefSeq names its product collagen alpha-1(I) chain-like. The record is from RefSeq and is a predicted model, not a curated record. Lineage: Eukaryota; Metazoa; Chordata; Mammalia; Primates; Cercopithecidae. The transcript has 2 exons. The coding region runs from base 1 to 879 and encodes 292 amino acids.
AUGGCUUCCCUGGAGCGUUCAGGUACAGAACUCAAGGUCAAGAUUACUAUCAUUCCUAGCACAUCCAGCAAGUUCCAAGAAGGAUUCAAGAUAAAUGACGCCAAGAGUAUGAACUACACUUCCUCGAAAGCCGGCAUCCUCCCGUGGACUCCAUUUCCCAGCGGCCUCAGCGGCUGCCCCGCCCCCUCCUGGUCCCUGGCGCGGCGCGGGGUGAGCGGCGCGGGGCCUGAGGUCGCCCAGACGCCGCCGGGGCGGAGCCGGGUCGCGAGCCUGCAGUCCGGCCCGGCGGUUCCGGAGCCUCCCGCCUGCAGAGUGCGGCCGGGGAGGCGCGGCCCGGGAACGCCUGAGCUUAGGGAGGUGAGCGGCGGAGGCGGGCCAGGCCGGGAGGAGGCGGCACCCGGCGCGGGGACGGCCUGCAGCCGCCGGGGCUCAGAAAGCCUUUGUGGGCGCUGGCGGGCACCCCCGCGUCUGUCACCGGCCCCCGCGCCGGGACCUGGACUCUCGCACCUCCGCUGGGCGUUCCCUCGCCGCGGCCGGUGCAUCCGCGUCCAACUCGCCGCAGCCCGCCGUGGACGCGGGGCCUGGUGUUUCCUCCCGGGCCCGCCCAGCCCACUCCGUGUGGGCCUCGUGGAGUCGGGGCACCGGGACCCCGAGGGCAGGGCGGACGCAGCCGGGCCCCGGUUUCCGAGCCCGUCCCCAGGACGGCCACCCCUCGCCUCCCGCCUCGGGACACCCAGUGCUUUCCUCUUCAAAGCCGUUUUCUGGCCGGGCGCGGUGGCUCACGCCUGUAAUCCCAGCACUUUGGGAGGCCGAGGCGGGCGGAUCAGGAGGUCAGGAGAUCGAAACCAUCCUAAAACGGUGAAACCCCGUCUGUACUAAAAA